This is a messenger RNA of Nicotiana tabacum (common tobacco), 705 nucleotides long. Its product is annotated as protein FAR1-RELATED SEQUENCE 4-like. The record is from RefSeq and is a predicted model, not a curated record. Lineage: Eukaryota; Viridiplantae; Streptophyta; Magnoliopsida; Solanales; Solanaceae.
AUGCAAAAAUUGCAUGGACUAGACAUUGGUUAUCACAAGGCGUGGCGUGCUAUUCAACGUGCUUCAACUUUAAUAAGAGGAACUCCUGAAGAGAAUUAUGAAUUGUUGUCUUCAUACUUGUAUAUGAUGAAAAGUAAAAACCCGGGAAGAUACACUAACAUAAAGAUAAACGACAACAACAGGUUUCUUUAUAUGUUUUAUGCAUAUGGAUCAUCAAUAACUGGUUGGAAUCAUUGUAGACCAGUGAUUACUGUUGAUGCAACUUUUUUGAAGUCAAAAUAUCGUGGUAUUUUAAUGAUUUCAAUUUCAAAUGAUGCAAAUAACCAAAUAUUCACACUAGCCUUUGGAAUUACAGAAUCUGAAAAUAACAAUUCCUAUGAGUGGUACUUUAGUGAGCUUCGCAAUGCAAUUGGGAGCCGUGACAAUUUAACUUUUUUAUCAGACAUGCAUCAAUUUAUUGCACAUGGCAUCGCAAAGGUAUAUCCUGAAAGCCAUCAUGAGGUUUGUAUCUAUCAUUUGGAGCAGAACCUAAAGCGAAGGAAAGUGAAAAGUGAGGUCAUAAAACUUUUCCAAAGUGCUGCAAGAGUAUACAGGCGCAAAGAAUUUGAUCUAUACAUGUCAGAUAUAGAAAAAGUUGAUAAGAAGACUUUUGACUACUUGAUGGAAGAACCACCAGAAAAGUGGGCACGUUCUUGUAGUCCAUGA